Messenger RNA from Silurus meridionalis, 4682 nucleotides. Its product is annotated as PH and SEC7 domain-containing protein 4. The record is from RefSeq and is a predicted model, not a curated record. NCBI's taxonomy places the organism in Eukaryota, Metazoa, Chordata, Actinopteri, Siluriformes, Siluridae. Gene Ontology annotation, biological process: regulation of ARF protein signal transduction. The coding region runs from base 503 to 3649 and encodes 1048 amino acids. Gene Ontology annotation, molecular function: protein binding; guanyl-nucleotide exchange factor activity; phospholipid binding. The transcript has 16 exons.
UUCUCUUCUCAAGCAGCUCCUGGGUGCUUUUUAAAAGCUCCAGAUAAAAUCAAGAUCGUAGAUGAGGAGCACUGUGGGUGUGUUUGAUAGCUGAAUGGCAUGACUGAGAAAAAGCAGAAAAAUGCAUUAAGUGGCAGAUAGAUUGUUCAGAUCAGCUGGAAUAUCACUCUUGUCGCAUCUGCAUAUUGUUUUGUUGACUGGGAAAGAGCUGAGGUGAGCACCAGCAGGAAAUAAAGUGGGGAUGGACCCGGAUGUGGGUUAGAUGAGGUGGGUUGCUGCAGAAUCUGUUGAUCCAGGAAGUGGAACUAUGCCUCUCUGACGCCUGCACAGAAAGUCAUUGCAACGCACAUCCGUUGUGCACAUCUCAGAAAGGAGUAGGGAGAAAAAAAAAACCGUGCUGAGCUAUGGCUAUCUACUGAAAUUAAUAAGAAGUUAAUACAGAAAGUCUCCAGAUGGACACAAGACGUACAGUCGUCACAUAGAAUCAGUUGCCUGAGAAGCCAUGGAGAGCGAUCUUAUUCUUUCUUCACAUCCUGCCUAUCCAGAUGAAGAGCCAUAUUUGGAAGCCAAGCGGUACAUAGAAAGGGUUGAGCAGAAGAAUAACCUGUGCCAGGAAGAAAACCACAGGGAGGGAACCAUUGAACAAUUGGAGACAGACUGCCCUGAUCCCUUAGAGCAUGGGGCUUCCAUUACAAUGUACCCUGUUAGGGUUCCCAGCAUGCAUUUAAACUGUGCUACAGUGCAAUGGGAUAUGCCUCAACCUUCUGCAGAUGCUCCAUCCAGAGACUCAGGCUCAAUUGAUAUUACCUCGAGCUAUAGAUUGAGUAUGGACUGGGUAGUUAAUCCUUUGUCCUUAGACAUGCCUUUGUUAAACCAGGAGGACAUUAUUGACCUGGUAACUGCGGAAGAGCCUGGACAGGCAGAUUUCGACUCUCAGCAUGAAGGGCCAGCUACAAGUCUAGAAGUCGCUGCUUGCCAGUUCUCUGAUGCAGAAACAGAGGUGAAUGUUUGUUUUACACCAUCAAAUGAAGAUGACCAGGCACCACUGACAGAAACCUCACAGACGUCAGAAGGGAGUGAUGGUGAAUUAGUAAACUACGAGAAAAACGGUGAUGAGAAAGAAGACCAUCUUUGCACAGAAAAUCCAGAGAUCCAGGUGGUUCCUGAGAUUUUAGAAGGUCUUGAAGAAGAAUCUCUAAAAACAGGGAAUAAUGUGCUAAUUUCUGAAGCUGAGGAAGGUUUGGAAGAAACAAAAGACGGUGUGGAGAGCAGUUCCGAGGAUGGUAUGAUUAGUGUAAUUAUAACGUUACCUGGAGAGGAGGACUGCAGUACCACACCACAGUCAGAAACAAAAUGCCCAGUCCUUGAAGUAGAUUCAGCACAAAAAGAGGAACCUGAUCUAAUCCAAGAGGUAUAUCCACCACAACCAGGAGCACCACCUGAUUUGGUCUGUGAUGCUGUAAAUGCAGUAGUGACUGUAGAUUCUGAAAAUAUGAACUUGACUAUAAUUGCUAAUGAUGAGAUACUGGAGUUAGAAAAUGCAGAGACAUUUGUGGAGACGCAAGAAUGUGUGUUGGAAGUCAAGCAAGAGGAACCAACCUGUGAACAGCAGAUGGAAAUUACAGUGGAAGUGGAACUUCAUGGACACAACGAACAAUUCAUACAACAACAGUCAAAACAAGAACUUUUAAUUGGUGAAGAACUUUCAGAAGGGUCAAAGCUAUCAAGUUCUAGUGAAGCACAAACAUCAGACCAGGAACGCCAGACAAAAAGUGUAGCUGAUGUAGAAGCAAGUCAGACAAAAAAUCCCAAGGUGGAAGAACUCUUUGUCCAGUCAGAAAGCUUUACUGAAACAGAAUCUACGCAACUUUCAGAAUUAAAGGAUGGUAAAGAAACCGAGCAGGAAAACCGUACUGACUCCGAACAUCAAAACCAUGAUGGUGAAAGGCAAACUGAAAAUGUAUUAUCUGAAUAUGUGACUGAGGAGCAACAGGGGGAAUCAAAGGAUGAUAAAGAAACCAAUCAGUCACUUGAGAUCCAAAAAAUCGAUCAGGAAAACCAUACUGACUCCAAACAACUUCAGAACCAUGAUGAAGACAGUGAAAGGCAAACUGAAAAGGAAUCAUCUGGACAUGUGGCUAAUGAAGAACAGGAGGAAUCUGUCGACUCUGCAAAUCCUAUCAAGAAGAGAAACGUAACAUUCGUAGACAGAGAUGAAGCUUGUAAACUUGCAGAGAGACUUUACAAGCUUGACAAUGUUCAGCGUACUGAUGUGGUCCGACAUCUGGACAAAGACAAUGAGUUCAGUCAUGCUGUUGGGGAGGAGUAUCUUAAGUUCUUCGAUUUUACAAACCAAAGCUUGGAUGAAGCUCUUCGAUCAUUUCUGAUGCAAGUGGUUCUGAUUGGCGAAACUCAAGAGCGGGAAAGAGUGCUUGAUCAUUUCUCCAGGCGUUACCAGCAAUGCAACCCUGCAACAUUCUCUACAGCUGGAGCCGUGCUCACACUCACAUGUGCUGUCAUGUUGCUCAACACAGACCUGCAUGGACAGAAUGUUGGGAAGUCCAUGACCAUGCCUCUCUUUGUGUCUAACUUGGAUGGGAUGAAUGAAGGAGAGAAUUUUAAUAAAGAUUUACUAAAGACCUUAUAUAACUCAAUCAAGAACCAUCCGCUUGAGUGGGCCGUAGAAGAUAAGGAAUUGUUGACCUUAAACCCAGAUUCGGAUCCAGAUGCACCUCUUCGCUCGAAGAGUAACCCAUUUCAGGAUCUUGCUCAUGAUAAGAAGGCCACCGUGUUCCAGAAAGGCUUCCUGAAGCGUAAAGCACACGCAGACAUAGACGGCAAGCGCACUCCAUGGGGAAAGAGGAGUUGGAAGACUUUUUAUGCUGUGCUUAAAGGAAUGGUGCUCUAUUUACAGAAGGAUGAAUACCGGAAAGACUGGCAAAGCUCUGAAGAGGUGCUCAGUGUUCAUCACGCUCUGGCAGAGAGAGCACAGGACUAUACCAAGCGGCCGCACGUAUUCCGGCUUCAGACUGCAGAUUGGAGGGUCUUCCUGUUUGAAGCACAAUCUACAGAGCAAAUGAACUCUUGGAUCGGCCGAAUCAACCUGGUGUCCGCUCUGUACUCGUCUCCUCCAUUUCCGGCUGCUGUUGGCUCUCAGAGGAAGUUCUGUAGACCCAUCCUACCAGCCACACAGUCAGCACUUUCAAUGGAGAAGCAGCUGCAGUCACAUGCCGCCAUGCUGCAGUCGUUUCAGGAGGACCUGAGCGAGUUACAGCAGAGGGUUCAAGAAAGCCGAAGGGCAAAAGCCAAGGAAGUGGAGGAGCACAGACAGAAGGAGGAGUACCUACAGCAUGAGCAAUCACGAUAUGAGGCUUACGUUCACAUUCUGGACGUCUGGCAGGCCCUGGGAAAGUCCUCUGAGACGGCCGGCGGGACAGACCUCACCCUUUUCGACCAGGAGUUGUGGAAAGGCGCAGACACAGAAGAAAAGGAGGACAGUGAUAUAGAUGGAGGGAUGAUAAGAUCUCAUUCCAGUCCAUCUCUCGAACUGGAGGUAGCGACCCCACCUGUGGUGAAAGUGAGGCGUAACAUCUCGGAGAGACGGACCUAUCGCAAGAUCAUCAUUCCCCGACGUAACAGGGAGGUUUAAGACUAAAAAUCCGACUGUGACUGAUUCAUUGUUCUAAAAUAGAUUUUAUUUUAUUUACAUACGUUCUUCACCAAUCCUCCAGUUGCCGAAUUUCAGUAUUUGAUGAGGGCUGCAUUGCAAAAUGUCCCUAACCGUAACCCUGACUCAAUAAUUUGCCAUUUUUAAAAGUACAAAAUGAGCUCAGAGAUCACCACUUUAUUUAUCUACAUCUGUUUGAGAAAUCUAGUGACAUUUUUAUUUCAGUAAUCAAUCAUCGAAUACAGCAGUCAUAUCUAUAUAACAUCGUAGCAAUUUACUUAACAAUUAUUUUGAAUCUAGUACACUCAAGAACUGUUUUUAUUUUAGUAGUUAUUAGUAAACCUGAGCCAGAACAUUGCUCAUAAUAUGAAGUCGAAAUGACAAAUUUUUUCCAUCUAUUACGCAUCGUUGGUUUUACUGCUUACAGUCAACAAUGAUUUAUUGUUUUAAUAUUAAAUAUUUCAACCGGUAUAGAUAUGUACUCGCUGUUCAACAUGACCAAAAAAAAAACAUUUCUUGGUGGUGAACACACAUUUGAAGGGUUCACCAUGCCUUGUUUACAGCUCAUAAGUCAGCUGCAACACUGACAAAGAAAAGCUCUGUUUAUUGCAAAUACAUUCCACAAAAUUUGUCAUAUAUAUAUAUUGUUCAAUACGUGUGCUUAGUAUGUUUAGAAAAAAAUAUUACAUCUGUAAGGUUUCUGUUUGAUGUGCCUAUACCUUUAAAGAAAAAUGGUUCUUUAUGGUUGUGUGUUGGGUAAAGGCAACUUCCUGGAACCCUUUCUGAUGAUGAAACACCAUGUUGUAUGGUUCUACGUCAACAAUUUUAGAACUAACCACAAAGGGACGCCAUUUUUCUUUUGAAGUGUAUAGUGUAUUGACUGAUUGUGGCCACAAGAGGGAGCACGUCUGUCUACUGUAAAUUCACUGGACUAAAUAAAUUAGAUCAAAUUUAGUCUAAACUAAAUUAAAUACAGUUGAUAUAUUUUUAUAUAUUAAAAAAACCCUGCAAUGCA